AUGGCGGUCCCCGGCCCAGCCCCGGGAGCGGCGGCGGCGGCUGGGCCCUGCUGGGCCGCGCUGCUGGCCUGCCUCAGCCUGGCCUGCUCCUACGUGGGGAGCCUCUACGUGUGGGGCAGCCCACUGCCGCGCGACCACCCGUCAGUCAUCAAGCGCCGCUUCACCAGCGUCCUGGUGGUCUCGGGGCUGUCGCCCGCCUGCGUCUGGCUCUGGAAGGAGCUGACAGGCGUCAAGCCAGACACCCCGCUGCUGGCGCUGCUGGGCCUCCGCCUGGAGGGGCUGGUGCCGGCCACACUACUGCCUCUGCUGCUCACCAUGGUCCUCUUCCUGGGGCCCCUCAUUCAGCUCUCCAUGGACUGUCCCUGGGACUGGCUCGACGGUCUCAAGGUGCUCUUCGACCCCCGCUUCUGGGUGCUGUGCCUCAGCGACGUGCGGUGGCUGCGCAACCAGGUGGUGGCUCCGCUGACGGAGGAGCUGGUUUUCCGUGCCUGCAUGCUGCCCAUGCUGGUGCCCUGCACCGGCCCCGGCCCGGCUGUCUUCGCCUGCCCCCUCUUCUUCGGUGUGGCCCAUUUCCACCACGUCAUUGAGCAGCUCCGCUUCCGCCAGGGCUCCGUCGGCAGCAUCUUCAUGUCGGCAGCUUUUCAGUUCUCCUACACGGCCGUCUUCGGCGCCUACACGGCCUUCAUCUUCCUCCGGACAGGGCACCUCAUCGGCCCAGUGCUUUGUCACUCCUUCUGCAACUUCGUGGGCUUCCCGGCGGUGUGGGCGGCGCUGGAGCACCCGCGGCGCCGGGCGCUGCUGCCCUGCUACGCCCUGGGCAUGGGGCUCUUCCUGCUCCUGCUGCGGCCCCUCACCCACCCCGGCUUCUUCGGGGCCCCCCCCGGCUGCGCCCCGCCGGCCGCCGCCGUCUGCUCCUGACCCGGGCGCGGGGCGCCCGCCCCGGCCCCCCUCCCCCAGCCCCUUUUUAUAGCUGCUGCCCUGCACAGAGAUCUAUUUUUGUGAUUAAAGUGCUUUAAGCGGA
This is a messenger RNA of Rhea pennata, 1021 nucleotides long. RefSeq names its product Ras converting CAAX endopeptidase 1 (gene RCE1). The transcript is spliced from 9 exons. The record is from RefSeq and is a predicted model, not a curated record. Lineage: Eukaryota; Metazoa; Chordata; Aves; Rheiformes; Rheidae. Gene Ontology annotation, cellular component: endoplasmic reticulum membrane. Gene Ontology annotation, molecular function: metalloendopeptidase activity. Gene Ontology annotation, biological process: CAAX-box protein processing. The coding region runs from base 1 to 918 and encodes 305 amino acids.